Prorocentrum cordatum is the source of this 2844-nucleotide messenger RNA. The record is from the annotation of a GenBank genome assembly. NCBI's taxonomy places the organism in Eukaryota, Dinophyceae, Prorocentrales, Prorocentraceae.
AUGGCGGCGUCCCCGGGCAUGGGGACGCAGGAGAUGACGGCCCUGGACCGGGAGCUCUUCGGGGACGACGAGCCGGAGACGCAGUCAUUGGGGCCGUCUUCGGCACCUGCGGCCGGUGCAGCGACUUCCAGCGCAGCAGCGCCUUCCGCUGCGCCGCUCGCCAGUCAGGACAGCCUUCUCGAGCAGGACCUCUUCGGAGACUUCGACUCGGGUAACGAGGCGCCCCCGUCCGCGCCGCCGCCCGCCGGAGGGCGGCUCAAGCGGGCGCAGGCGGAGGCGGCAGGCGCGGAGGCGGCGCAGGCGCCGGCGCCGUCGCGGCGCCCCAAGAAGAAGCGGCGGACCGACCUCGCCAAGUUCGCCGACCUGGAGGCGGAGGAGGCCGACGGCGACAGCGGCGACGAGGCCGAGGAGGACGAUCUCGACGACCUCAUCGACGCCGGCGCCGUGCCGGAGGUGGGGGCGAGGGGCCAGGCCGAGCUGCGGAGGCACAUGCAGCAACAGUCGGUGGAGCUCGAGGAGGCCAAGCGGCAGGCGGCCGCCGCGGGGCCCGAGAGCGGCGUCAGGAGAGUGUACGGAUCCGGCUAUCUCGACAGGAUGCAGGAGAAGUACGAGAAGAUGGAGCAGGACGCCGCAGCCGGGCUGAUCCCGGACGCCGCGGCCCCGCGCGCGUCGGAGCCGCUGGCCCCGAGGAACGCCUUCGUGGUGCCCGACAUGGAGAAGGACCCGAAGCUGUGGUGCAACAAGACGUUUGCGCCGGAGGUGGAGCUGUGCAUAUCGAUGAUGGUGAAGGCGGUGCAGACCUUGGAGGCUGGCAAGCAGAUCCCGAUCUCCACCGUGUUCUUUUCGCCUCAUCUUCGAGGUUAUGUCUACAUUGAGGCGGCGAACGAGGUUCAGAUCCGCGGCUUCACCCAGGGCGUGCGCGGCUUCUCCGUUUCGGGCAUCUCGCUCGUCCCCACGAACCAGAUGCCGCAGGUCUUCGAGGCCUCGGUUCUCGACGCCGCCAAAAAGAGGGCGGUCAAGGUUGGCGACUUCGUGCGGAUCAGGCGGGGGUUGUACCAGGGCGAUCUCGGCCAGAUCGACGAGGUGAAGGAUCAGAGCUAUAUCGUGAAGCUGAAGCCCCGGCUCCCGAGCGCUCCGACCAUGUCAAAGAUGGCGCAGGGGAAGCAGGACAGAGCAGCAAAGCAGCGGCCGCCUCCCCGGUGGUUCAACAAGAUGGACGUGGAGGCAGACGGCACUGCGCUCGUCAACGUGGAUCGGCGCAUGACCCCGCGAGGACUGGAGCACUUCUACACCGUGGAGAAGGAGUUCUACAGGGACGGGUUCCUGUACAAGGAGUUCAAGUCCUCCUUCUUCGACGCGGGCGAGAAGGUGAGGCCCCAGCAGGCAGAGCUGCAGGACAAGCGCUCCGCGCCGCCCGUCAACGAGAACACGCGGCCCGCGGCGGACCUCCGGCCGAAGAGGGAGGAGCCCAAGAUGCUGCCUCCGUCGACCGUGCCCAAGAAGAGCUACAUUGAGAGGCAGCAGCUUGCGGUGGGCGACCAGGUGAUCGUCACCAGCGGCGACGUGAAGAACCUCCGAGGUGUGGUAACGCAGGCCCUGUUCCAGUCGAAGACGGUGUGGGUGCAGCCGACUGUUCCGCCGAGUUCAAUCAGCAUGUCGCUCGAGGUAGCCAUCUUGAGCAAGUACUUCGAAAUUGGCGACUACGUCAAGGUCUUGGCUGGAGAGCAUGAGGGCGACACGGGCUACGUGGUCAAGGUGGUCUUCAAUAAGCAGAGCGUAUGGGAUAUCAACACUGCGGCGAUGGUGUUAUCUCCAACCUGCUCCUCUGAGUUCAAGGUUCGUGUCGACCACCUCCAGUUGACUUGCGAGGACGCGGACCCACAGGAUGAAAAGAACGAGUUCCAGGUUGGCCAGCUGGUCCGCCUGGAUGGCCAAAACGACUCGCGCGCCCUCAUCAUCCGGAUCGAGGCCAACUCCAGAGUUGUCGUGCUGGCUACAAACAACAAGACCUACAUCCAUACCUUCGACCAGAUCCAGCCAGUCUCGCUGCCAUCGCAGAGGACAUACCAGAACAACCUCUGGACCUUGGACAGGAAGCAGCAGAAGAUCAAGCCUGGCUGCGUGGUGAAGGCGCCUCAGGCCGGAAUCAAAGGCGAGCCGAUCAGCGCAAAGGUCCUGUACAUUCACGACAAUUACGUCUUCCUGGAGGCCACUGAGUCCCUCACCGGGGAUCAGGCCUUCAGCUGCUGCCAAGGAGGCAAGUGCGAGUACUUCUGGAACAUGAACGAGAUAAAAGAUGCGGAGAUGGAGGCUGAGAGGCUGAAGAAGAAGGCGUUGGAGGAUACCGAACUCGUAGAAGUUGGCGGGAUGUCGUACGGAAUCAAGAUGGCGAGCGAGACCUCCUGGCUCAAGCCCCACUUAAAGAGGAAGAUGGGAGUUGACAUCAAGGAUAAUCCCGGCGUGCUUGCGAAGGGCGCCGCCGUGCGGAUCCACGGGGGCAGCUACAAGGGCCUCAGGGCCGAAGUGCGCGAGAGCCUGGGCGACAAGGUGCGAUGCUCGCUGCUGAGCAUCAACAAGCUCGUUAUCGGACCGAGGGCUGCCUCGGGCGGGCGGCGCGACAAGUGUCCGCGCAUGCUCUACGCAGGGAGUAACAAACGGAUCUGCGGCUGCGACGCGUUCGACUGCAUUGAGGCCGUGAGAAUGAUCGCCGCGCAGUGGACCAUCGUGCCUUCGGUUGGGCUGGUAAGCCCAAGCUUCUCAAGCUUGAAUGCCACGCAGUGCAACUUGCGGUGGUACGUCUCCUCGGCCGCCUUCAACAGCGACCACUCCGCUUCCGUGAAGUAG